UUGCAGACAUUCAACACUGCUGCACCUUGCAGAGAUGUUCAGGACUUGACUAACGGGGUUGCCAUGGCGCAGGUACUUCACCAAAUAGAUGUUGCUUGGUUUGAUGCAUCUUGGCUAAAUCGCAUUAAAGAUGACGUUGGUGACAACUGGAGAAUAAAGUCCAGUAAUCUGAAGAAGAUACUGCAAGGAAUUAUGGACUACUAUCAUGAGUUCUUAGGUCAACAGAUUUCAGAAGAGCUUAUUCCAGACUUAAACCAAAUAUCUGAGAACUCAGAUCCCACUGAACUGGGCAGGCUUCUGCAGCUUAUUUUAGGCUGUGCAGUCAACUGUGAAAGGAAGCAAGAACACAUACAAAAUAUCAUGACCCUUGAAGAGUCUGUUCAACAUGUUGUUAUGACUGCCAUUCAAGAGCUAAUGAGCAAGGAAGUAACGGGUCCUUCCACGUGUGAUGCAUCAACUGACAUGGAACAGCAGCUUAAAAAAGCUUUGGAAGAUCUUCAGGAAGCAUUAGCAGAAAAAGAAGAGUUGGCACAAAGAUGUCAAGAGCUGGAUUUACAGGUGGCUGCCCUCCAGGAUGAAAAAACCAGCUUGAUGUCAGAAAAUGAAAUUAUGAAUGACAGGCUAGAGCAAUUAGAUGACUCUCUUGAUGAUCCAAAUACUGUGGUUGCAAAAAAGUAUUUUCAUGCACAGUUGCAGCUGGAACAACUGCAAGAAGAAAACUUCAG
This is a messenger RNA of Nestor notabilis (Kea), 725 nucleotides long. RefSeq names its product protein Hook homolog 1-like. Gene Ontology annotation, biological process: cytoplasmic microtubule organization; cytoskeleton-dependent intracellular transport. Gene Ontology annotation, molecular function: dynein light intermediate chain binding; microtubule binding. The transcript has 8 exons. Gene Ontology annotation, cellular component: centrosome; cytoplasm. The record is from RefSeq and is a predicted model, not a curated record. The annotation marks the transcript as partial. Lineage: Eukaryota; Metazoa; Chordata; Aves; Psittaciformes; Psittacidae.